This is a messenger RNA of Peronospora farinosa, 426 nucleotides long. The record is from the annotation of a GenBank genome assembly. Lineage: Eukaryota; Oomycota; Peronosporomycetes; Peronosporales; Peronosporaceae.
AUGGCGUCGUUUUUACUUGGCGACGAGUAUGCGUCUUCCUCAUCAGACGAUGAAACUUCGCGUCGUACAAGUUCAAGCAUGAAUACGCGUCCUCCAGUAGCUACAACUUUUAAUCAGCAAUUGUUACCAUCAGCUGAUGAAGUGUUUUCGACUAAUAAUACAAGCAGUGUCUUAACCACGAAAAUCUCAUCAGCUUUAGCAUCGACGAACAAGCGAAAGAAUGAUCAAAUGUCAAGACCAGCUAUUAAAGCAGUGAAAAUCAAGACUGGGAAAGCUGUUUCCAAGCUCAAAAUUGCACCAUUUGCACCACCACAACUUCGUCGGCCUAAUAUCUCAACGGAAGACAGCAGUUCAUGGACUACAAACAAGACGCUAACGUUACAGAAGAAAGCCAAAGAAGCUCAAGCAAGAGAGAGACAAACGUGA